AUGUGGCAUACUGUCUACGUGCUCGGAACCGUCCCCGCGUCCGUCAACGAUCAUGUCGUGCAUGUGGCUCCGCUAAAACGAAAUGCGACUUCCAGUCCCCCUGUAGUCGAUGUAGUAACAAAGGCAUUGCAUGCGUUUCCGCUUAGAACCAGCGACUCAGCCUCUGUCGAUAGUCCUCCAGAACUCCAACGGCCGGGCCUUCAAGAAUAUGUAGCUACGAACAUCGACAUGUUUCGACCAUUCGACCGCUUGUCCCAACUUAUCUCAUGUCUUGAUUUUCCUUUGCACAUGGACCCCCCUACAAUACUUUCCAGCCCUGAAGAAAUGCAGAACUCGUUCCAGCAGCUCAACUCUGCAACCGACCUCGAACUGAUCAUGGGUUCUUUUGUUCAAAACCUGACAGAGGCGCAGGCCGCAGGUCUUGCCAACGCUCAAAUUCCGAGUUCAUCCUUUAAACCAUCACGUUGGACCGAUAAAGACAAAUUCUUGAAUGCUCUUGGAAUACCGAGGAGCAUCCAUCCGCAGCUCAACAACUCUAUUCUUCGCACGUUGAAGAUGGGAGAUCCUGUUGCUCAGCACAGUGCAAGUCUCAUAUUACAAGCAUUUCGGUCUUUCCCACGGAUGAUGAUUCGAAGAGAGACUUUUCCCUGCUUCGUUCAUCCGCACUGGAACGAAUAUUUAGGCAAUUGUUUAAACCUGACGCAUCGCGAGCCGCUAGUUAACUCGUCCAUGUGGAGCAUGAUACGUGCAGAAGAGCUCCGUUUUGCUGAAAAUGUUGACAACAUGCCCCCUGAUCAUCUAAUGUCAGCAAUUCAGGCCUCCAGUAUAUACAUUAUCAUCAGGUUUCUUGAUAACUCUCCUCAUGAACCAGUACAGGCUCUACAAAUGCUCCUUUACUUUCAGGUUCUAUGUGAAAGAAUGCGGCAACAUAUGGACGGUGUAUUUUUCUCAUACGAGCAUGUUACUCCCAAUAGGACAUGGGAUUCCUGGAUACUGGCGGAGAACUGUAGAAGGAUGGCUAUAGUAUGGUUCCUAAUGGGCCGUGUCGUCGGCUUGACGACCGGAAUUCCCUGUGCCUCAGCAGAUGACUGCCGUUCUUUACCAUUGCCUUGUGCACGCGCUGUAUGGGAAGCCAGAUCGUACACUGCCUGGGAGAAUGAAUACGUCAAUUUCUAUCACAAAGAGCCGCAAGAAUUGAAGACUUAUGGAGAUCUCAUCGAUGCCCAUGAGAGAUCGGAUGAUCCUCGUUAUGCAGAAUUAAUUGAUUGCUGGAAUGCUAGUACUGAUGGUGUUGGGUAUUUGAUGAAUUUGGCAAUGCCGAUAGUGUAA
Glarea lozoyensis ATCC 20868 is the source of this 1329-nucleotide messenger RNA. RefSeq lists its product as uncharacterized. The coding region runs from base 1 to 1329 and encodes 442 amino acids. Gene Ontology annotation, biological process: DNA-templated transcription. Lineage: Eukaryota; Fungi; Ascomycota; Leotiomycetes; Helotiales; Helotiaceae. The transcript has 6 exons. The record is from RefSeq and is a predicted model, not a curated record. Gene Ontology annotation, molecular function: DNA binding; zinc ion binding.